Hypoxylon trugodes is the source of this 989-nucleotide messenger RNA. Its product is annotated as Rpr2-domain-containing protein. The transcript has a single exon. Lineage: Eukaryota; Fungi; Ascomycota; Sordariomycetes; Xylariales; Hypoxylaceae. Gene Ontology annotation, cellular component: nucleolar ribonuclease P complex. The record is from RefSeq and is a predicted model, not a curated record. Gene Ontology annotation, biological process: tRNA processing. The coding region runs from base 220 to 807 and encodes 195 amino acids.
AGAAUUUCCCCAGAUUUUUUCUCUCAUAGCGCCCUUACCCGCCUGCCCGCGCUGCCUGGCAGCCUGCGUCCCCUUUCCGUAGAUGAACGGAGCUGGAAACGAUUUUGCACCGAGAAACUUUCAACCAUCAACACAUUUACAUCAUAAUACAUUUAUCGUUCACAUACAUCUACAUGAUUUCGUGCAUAUUCAUGUGGAUGCGGCUACUCUUAAUAAGACAUGGCCAAAGCAAAAGGAUCCGGCACUAUUCCGAACCGGCCUAUCUAUUCCCGAAUAUCCUAUCUCUACCAGGCAGCCGCAUACCUAGCCAAUCACCCUAAAACGAAUGAGUCUAGCGUUGUAGCACAUAGUCCUAGCUGUCUAGAAGGUGCUGAAGAUGAGACAAUAGCAGCAGCAACAACUAAAACCGGAACAAAAACAGCAGUGACAGCGGAACAAGACAAGCAAACACCACCCAUGACUCAUGCUAAUCGCGCACUGUCACGACGCUUCGUCACUGAUCUUCGGGCAGCAUCUUUGAAGAGUCAAAUCCGUCUAUCCCCUACCAUGAAGCAUACUAUUUGCAAAUUCUGCGAUAGCUUACUCAUCGAAGGAGAGACCAGCACUUCGACUGUUGAAAAUAAAAGUAAGGAUGGCAAGAAGCCAUGGGCCGACGUGCUCAUCGUUAAAUGCCACACAUGCGGAGGAUUAAAACGAUUCCCCGUUCAAGCUCCUCGACAGAAAAGACGGCCUGUACGCGAAAAAGAACAGCAAGAAAAACAAGCAAAGGAGAAACAGAAGACUGGUGUUGUAAUGGGAGAGGGCUGAAUAUAGCCGCAUAACAUCCCUGGCCCUUCUCAUAAACCUAGGACCGUCUAGGACCUCCGCAACUACCUAGCUGCCUAGGUAGCUUUGAUUCACCUUUCCUAAAUAACUAUGGCGCCAUCAUACCCGGGGAAAAAUUCGUGCUCUUUACACGCCCCAUGCAAAAAACGGCAUCACCCGAUAUA